CUGACUUCUCUCAGUCUCAACUCUUUUACAAUAAGAGAUGAUGGCAAAGCUGUGGAUUUGUCUCCUGUUGGAGUUAUUUUCCAUGCUGGACACAAUUGGUGGAUAUUACAUGGAGGGGCGAUCUGAGUGCAUUUACAGCUCCAGUGAUUUAAGUGAUAUGGUUUACAUCCAAUCCUGCAUUUUCAAUAAGAUUAGGUACAGGUGGUUUAACAGUACAGUCGGCAAGUAUCAGGGCUACACUCAGCAUGGCAUUUUUAAUGCAGAGAGAUUUAACAAUGACACAGCCUUCAUGCAAAGAAAGCGAGCUGAUGUAAAUGAUUUCUGUAAGCACAAUGCUAAAAACCGCUAUUCAGCUAUAAUUGGGAAAUCAGUGGAGCCCCGUGUUAUGGUGAAGUCAGUGAAGCAGUCAGAUGGAUCACAUCCUGCUAUGCUGAUGUGCAGUGCUUACAAUUUUUACCCAAAGUUCAUUAAAGUCACCUGGCUAAGAAACUGUAAGGAGGUUGAAGGAGGUGUGACGUCCACAGAGGAGAUGGCUAAUGGAGACUGGUACUAUCAGGUCCACUCACAUCUGGAGUAUAAGCCUGAAUCUGGAGAGGAGAUCUCCUGUGUGGUGGAACACGCCAGCUUCACAAAGCCCAUGAGCUAUAAGUGGGACCCCUCUGCUCCUGCAUCUGAGAGGAGUAAGACUGCUAUCGGAGCUUCAGGUCUGGUGUUGGGGAUCGUGCUUUCAGCUACUGGGUUCAUCUACUACAAAAAAAAAUCCUCUGGAACUUACUGAGGUUCAGAUC
This is a messenger RNA of Clarias gariepinus (North African catfish), 788 nucleotides long. RefSeq names its product DLA class II histocompatibility antigen, DR-1 beta chain-like. The transcript has 4 exons. Bases 38 to 778 code for a protein of 246 amino acids. Gene Ontology annotation, biological process: peptide antigen assembly with MHC class II protein complex; positive regulation of T cell activation; immunoglobulin production involved in immunoglobulin-mediated immune response. The record is from RefSeq and is a predicted model, not a curated record. Gene Ontology annotation, molecular function: MHC class II protein complex binding. NCBI's taxonomy places the organism in Eukaryota, Metazoa, Chordata, Actinopteri, Siluriformes, Clariidae. Gene Ontology annotation, cellular component: MHC class II protein complex; membrane.